Molecule: messenger RNA, 1068 nt
Organism: Aspergillus tubingensis
Lineage: Eukaryota; Fungi; Ascomycota; Eurotiomycetes; Eurotiales; Aspergillaceae
Product: homocysteine S-methyltransferase family protein
Exons: 2
Coding region: 1-1068 (355 amino acids)
Biological process (GO): S-methylmethionine cycle
Molecular function (GO): S-adenosylmethionine-homocysteine S-methyltransferase activity
Source: RefSeq, a predicted model, not a curated record
AUGCCACCAACACCUAUCCUAAUCCUCGACGGCGGUCUCGGCACCUCCCUGCAAGACCACUACAACAUCACCUUCAGCAGCGACACCACCCCUCUCUGGUCCUCCCAUCUAAUGAUCUCCGACCCUAAAACCCUCCUUUCCUGCCAACGCGACUUCACCACCACCGCCGCCGUCGACGUCCUCCUCACCGCCACCUACCAAGUCUCGCCGGAGGGUUUCCAGCGCACAAAAACCCCCUCGCACCCGUCGGGAAUUCCCCGCGCCAGUAUCGCCCCCUACCUACGCACCGCGCUCGACGUCGCCGGACAAGCGGUGCAGGAUACCUCUGCCUCUGUGGCGCUGAGUCUGGGCCCCUAUGGCGCGUGCAUGAUCCCCGGACAGGAGUAUAGCGGGAAGUAUGAUGGGGAGCAUGAUAAUGAGGAGAAACUGUGGAGGUGGCAUACGGAUCGGUUGGGGCUUUUUGAUGAUGAUGAGGCCAUGGAGGGGAAGGGGUUGCGGGAGAGGGUUAAGUAUAUUGCGAUGGAGACGGUGCCGAGGAUUGAUGAGGUGAGGGCUGUGAGGAGGGCUGUGGGGUCUUCGAAGGGGUUUUGUGAGGGGUUGCCGUUUUGGGUGGCGUGUGUUUUCCCGGUCGAGGAUAAGGAUACCUUGCCUGAUGGGAGUACUGUUGAUGAGGUGGUCGAGGCGAUGUUGUUGCCGGUUGAGGGGGGUGCGACGCCGUGGGGGAUUGGGAUUAAUUGUACGAAACUUCAUAAGUUGCCCCGGUUGGUUGGGUUGUUUGGGGAUGCGGUGGAGAGGUUGCUGAGGGAGGGGAGGAUUCAGGAGAGGCCGGCGUUGGUGCUGUAUCCUGAUGGUACGCAGGGAGAGGUUUAUAAUACUACUACGCAGACGUGGGAGAAGGUGCAGGAUAAGAGUGGUGCGGAUGAUUCGCGACCCUGGGAAGUGCAAUUGUCACAGGUGGUCAAUGACGCGGCCGCCACUGGCCAGUUCAGCUCGAUCCUCGUUGGCGGUUGCUGCAAGGCUUCGUUCAAUGAUAUCAAGAGGCUUCGCGAACAGCUCCGCCCGGAGUAA